AUGACUCCGGAACGAAAAUUCGCCAUUCCAAAGGGCUCAAUGGUCCUGGUGACGGGUGCAAACGGUUUCAUCGGCUCCCAUGUCUGCAAUGAACUGCUGCAGCUAGGAUUUAACGUCCGCGGAACGGUUCGCGACGUUACUAAAUGCGCCUGGCUACCAGAAGCGCUGAAGCGACAGAGACCAAAGGGUGACUUCAUGUUGGUUUCAUUGCCGGACAUGGAGAAGGAGGGCGCCUUUGACGCUGCGGUUGAAGGCGUCUCUGCUGUGAUUCAUGCUGCUUCCCCGGUGUCUUUUAGCCCAAAUCCCGAGAGCGUCAUUCCUCGCAGCAUCACUGUGGCUCUCAAUGCUCUGAAGGCCGCCAACAAAGCGGCGAGUGUGAAGCGGUUCAUUUUCACCAGCUCUUCCGUUGCUGCAGCUCUCCCUCAACCCGAGAAGAAGGGAAUCGAGGUGAACUCCGACAGUUGGAACACUGAGUCGGUGGAAAUAGCAUGGAGGGAGGCUCCGUACCACCCUCAGCGAGCGUGGCAUAUAUAUGCCGCUAGUAAGGUGGAAGCUGAGAUGGCAGUGUGGAAGUUUUAUCACGAAAAUAUUCGGCGACGUUAUGACUUGAUAGUCAGCAGCGUGCUUCCCGGAACCAACUUUGGAAGAGCUCUGGAUGCGGCCAAUCAGGGCCAUUCGUCAACCUCAUCCUUCAUCGAGAGUCUAUGGAACGGAACGCACGUGGACCGUCUAGCAAGCAUUCCACCACAGUAUUUCGUCGACGUGGAAGACAACGCUCGACUUCACGUAGCUGCUGCAGUGCUCCCAAACGUUCGCAGCGAGAGAAUUUUUGCUUGGGCUGAGCCCUUCAACUUUGAUACCGUCCUCGACAUUUUGCGCACGCACUUCCCGGAGAAGACUUUCGUGGAUAACUUCCAUCACUAUCGCGAGCUUUCUGUUGUCUCGCAACCCCAAUCGCGGGCGGUUGAGCUGCUGAGGCAACUCGGAAGAGAAGGCUUUGUUCCUUUGAAGCAGAGCGUUCUUCUCAACGUUGAAGAUCUAUCAUGA
Molecule: messenger RNA, 1047 nt
Organism: Colletotrichum abscissum
Lineage: Eukaryota; Fungi; Ascomycota; Sordariomycetes; Glomerellales; Glomerellaceae
Product: NAD dependent epimerase/dehydratase
Exons: 4
Coding region: 1-1047 (348 amino acids)
Molecular function (GO): oxidoreductase activity, acting on the CH-OH group of donors, NAD or NADP as acceptor
Source: RefSeq, a predicted model, not a curated record